UAAAACAAAACCAAACAAAAAAAUACAUGGAUUACGUUUUGGUUUUGUUGCCAAUCGUAUUGUUUCUAUUAGCUUACAAAUUCUUAUUCUCAACCAAAACCAAGCGUUACAAUCUCCCACCAGGACCAACUCCCUUUCCCAUCGUCGGCAAUCUCCACCUCGUGAAACCGCCGGUCCACCGUCUCUUCCGCAACUUUGCGGCAAAAUAUGGCGAAAUCUUCUCCCUACGUUACGGCUCUCGCCAAGUCGUCGUGAUAUCUUCUUUGCAUCUCGUCAGAGAAUGCUUCACCGGUCAGAGCGACGUCAUUUUAACAAACCGGCCGCAUUUUCUGACCGCCAAAUACGUCGCCUACGACUAUACCACGAUCGGAACCGCCGCUUACGGCGACCAUUGGCGUAAUCUCCGCCGUAUUUGCUCUCUUGAGAUCCUUUCCUCUCACCGUCUCACCGGACUCCUCUCCGUUCGUAGAGACGAGAUCCAACGGUUGCUCACGAGACUCUCGCGUGACUAUAAUGGCCAUGUCGUUGAGCUUGAGCCUCUUCUUGCAGAUUUAACUUUCAAUAAUAUUGUCCGUAUGGUCACAGGAAGACGCUACUACGGAGACCAGGUUCACAACGAGGAAGAGGCGAAUCUAUUCAAGAAAUUAGUGACAGAGAUCAACGACAAUAGUGGUGCGAGCCAUCCAGGAGAUUAUCUACCGAUUCUCAAAGUUUUUGGCCACGGCUACGAGAAGAAAGUGAAAGCACUUGGCGAAGCCAUGGACACUUUCUUGCAGCGGCUACUCGAUGAUUGCCGAAGAGAUGGGGAAAGCAACACAAUGCUUAGUCAUUUGUUGUCUUUACAACAAGACCAACCCAUGUACUACAGUGACGUCAUCAUCAAAGGCCUCAUGCUCAGUAUGAUGCUUGCGGGGACGGAUACUGCAGCCGUGACGCUAGAAUGGGCCAUGGCGAAUUUGUUAAACAACCCUGAAGUGUUGAAGAAGGCAAAGGCCGAGAUAGACGUUAAGAUCGGACAAGAACGUUUAGUCGACGAGCCGGACAUUGUGAAUCUCCCUUAUCUCCAAAACAUAGUCUCCGAGACUUUUAGGCUGUGUCCUGCCGCACCACUCCUUGUCCCGCGUUCUCCUUCUGAAGAUCUCAAGAUUGGUGGAUACGACGUGCCACGUGGCUCUAUCGUAAUAGUGAACUCUUGGGCCAUACAUAGAGACCCGAAGCUCUGGGAUGAGCCCGAGAAGUUCAUGCCCGAGCGGUUCGAAGACAAAGAAGCGGCGAACACUAAUAAGCUGAUGAUGUUUGGGAAUGGACGAAGGACGUGUCCGGGUGCGGCUUUGGGACAAAGGAUGGUGUCGUUGGCUUUAGGAUCGUUGAUUCAAUGCUUUGACUGGGAAAAAGUCAACGGUGAGAAGAUUGAUAUGACCGAGAAUUCUGGAAUGGCUAUGCGUAAGCUCGUGCCGUUACGAGCCGUUUGUUAUCAGCGUCCCAUUAUGGCUAGUCUCUUUGCUUAAAGUUACAAUAUAUUAAGUUACUUGGUUCACCCUUUAAAAGUAAGCGCUUCAAGUGUCAUUUUCGGGUUUCUUUUUAAUAAGUUUGGUAUGAUUGUUUUAAGGAUUAAAUAAUACUUAGAAAAUGUAAGAUUCGAUGGAUGUUAUGAUGUUAAUACUAAGAUUCGA
Molecule: messenger RNA, 1673 nt
Organism: Brassica oleracea var. oleracea
Lineage: Eukaryota; Viridiplantae; Streptophyta; Magnoliopsida; Brassicales; Brassicaceae
Product: cytochrome P450 81F1-like
Exons: 3
Coding region: 27-1508 (493 amino acids)
Molecular function (GO): iron ion binding; heme binding; monooxygenase activity
Source: RefSeq, a predicted model, not a curated record